AUGGCUGGCUUGAGGGUGGACUUUGGCUUGCUCUUGGAGCCUCUGGGUUUCAUUAAGGUCCUCGAGUGGAUUUUUUCCAUCUUUGCUUUUGCCACAUGUGGAGGCUUUCAAGGUGAAACUACCCUUCUAGUUUCCUGCAAAGGUGUGGUAAAUGAAACAGUUACAGCUGGUUUUGCUUAUCCAUUCAGGUUGAAUACUGUUGUAUUCAGUGCACCAGACCCAAAACGCUGUGGUGGUACUUGGACUGACGUCUAUCUUGUGGGCAACUUCUCCUCCUCUGCACAGUUCUUUGUUACACUUGCAGUGUUGGUGUUCCUCUACUGCAUUGCUGCCCUUGUGGUAUACGUUGGAUAUAAGCAUGUGUAUCAGCAAAAUAGCAAGUUUCCAUUAACUGACUUGGCUAUCACUGUCAUAACAGCCUUUCUGUGGCUGGUCAGUACUUCUGCUUGGGCAAAGGCACUUGCUGACAUAAAAAUGUCCACAGGGGCCAGCAUUAUUCCGGGAAUUGAAUCUUGCAAAGCACCAGGAACAACUUGUCGUUUUGCUUCUGUGACCAGCAUGGGAACUCUGAAUGUGUCUGUGGUGUUUGGCUUGCUUAAUAUGGUUUUAUGGGGAGGAAAUGUUUGGUUUGUAUAUAAGGACACCAACCUUCACAACCAAUCAAACAGAAUUUCUUAAAGUCCAGGAAUAUAUCCAACUCAAAGAGGAGUAUAGAAACAAGAUGAUACUUUGAAGUGCUUCCACUUUGACAUCACACUGCCAAGAGCAUGGAGCCCUUAGGAUUUAUUUCAAUAAUAACUGAUAAUACUUCAUACAAACUUCUAGUUUGUACUAUGGUUUGACAUAAGGUCUUGGAUACUCCAGCUGAAGUGUUUGAUUAUCUUGAAAUAUGUCUUUUGAAGUUGUGCAGCUUUCUGUUACAGUUUUUGAAGAGCAAAAUGUUGAGGUUAUCUGGAUGCUGACCCUUUCAGGUUCUUGAAUUAGCCUCAUAGGAGGGAUGGGUAAGAAGCAACUGCAUUUGGGUUAUUACUGCAACUUCUUUAGUUCGAACAAGCCUUGGCUGAAAAAUGAAAUGUAAAUGCAACAAGGACAUUUGAAAAUGCAGUUCAGCUUCUUCCUAUCACUGAUACCUUGCAAAAGCUGUCUGAGUAGAACUCAUAGCUCUGUCAGAGUUGCAGCCGUCACAUGUAGGUUUCCAGAUACUCCAUUCAGAUUACUGUAACAAAUCUGCUGACAGGCCUGUCCGGAAGGGCAUUACAUCUGUGUUUAAUAUGUUGUUACUAUUUAAUGGCUUGGGACAAUCUCUGAACAGAAGAUAGCUUAUAGUUUCACUAGAAAAUCACUUAACAAAGAUGAGAGUGCAUAUAUGUGUGCAAUAGAUGACUUAAACACUUGGGGGGGAAGUAAAGCAUGGCCCAAAACUCUUACGAAUACUGUAGAAAUCAAAGCUAAUAUAUUCUAACUGCUAGUGUCUGGGCUUCUAUGAAUUCCUUUUGAGGUGCAUGAACAAUGCUUGUGUGUGAAAGGAUAUAACUGGAGAUGUCUGAAUAGGACUAAGUCUUCAUUGAUGUUGUUCAGUGUAUUCAUUGGGAGCAAUAUUUGGUUCUUCUCAUGUGGACUUCUUUAUUAAGACAUCUGACACUGAAUUGCUCAGAAAGAAUGUUUUGACAAAUCUAAGAAACAAGCUGUUCAGGUUUUUUGAUUUGUUUAAACUGUUUGUGAUGAAAAUAGACAUAAUAGUAUGUAUAUAACAAAAUCCUAAUUGUUCAGUGUGCCAGAGCUACUAACUUUCUGAUAGUAUACUUCCAGUCCAAAGAGUAUAAUAAAAUGAGUGUUGCUG
Messenger RNA from Pygoscelis adeliae (Adelie penguin), 1840 nucleotides. RefSeq names its product synaptophysin-like 1 (gene SYPL1). Bases 1 to 678 code for a protein of 225 amino acids. Gene Ontology annotation, cellular component: synaptic vesicle; synaptic vesicle membrane. The transcript has 5 exons. Lineage: Eukaryota; Metazoa; Chordata; Aves; Sphenisciformes; Spheniscidae. The record is from RefSeq and is a predicted model, not a curated record.